Molecule: messenger RNA, 6207 nt
Organism: Chelonia mydas (Green sea turtle)
Lineage: Eukaryota; Metazoa; Chordata; Testudines; Cheloniidae
Gene: SLC27A4
Product: solute carrier family 27 member 4
Exons: 13
Coding region: 267-2198 (643 amino acids)
Biological process (GO): response to nutrient; long-chain fatty acid import into cell; very long-chain fatty acid catabolic process
Cellular component (GO): endoplasmic reticulum membrane; microvillus; plasma membrane
Molecular function (GO): long-chain fatty acid-CoA ligase activity; long-chain fatty acid transmembrane transporter activity
Source: RefSeq, a predicted model, not a curated record
GGCAGGUUGCUCUGGGCAGGGGCAGCGGCGCCGGGGGGAGCAGCAGCAGCAGCAGGAGGAAGCCGCCCGCCGCCGGGCUCCCAGCUCGGCCCCUGCCGCCGCCAUGCGGGAGGCGCAGCCCGCUGCGCGCCUCUGAGAGCCGGGCGCCGAGCCCCGGGGGCGAUGCGCAGCUGACAGCCGCCGCCGCAGCAGCCGCGCGGGGUCCGCUGCGGGACGGUCCCGCCCGAGGCGGGGAGCGGAGAGGCCUGUGGGGCCAAGGGGUCAAGAUGUUGCGGCUGGCUUCCCUCACCGCGCUCUUUGUGCUCUUCAGGCUGCUCCUGAAGCUCUCCUGGGUUCAGGUGAUCCCUGCCCUCUUCAUAUUCUACUUGGGCUCCGGGGGAUGGAAAUUCCUGCGCAUCGUCUUCAAGACCAUAAGGAGGGACUUCACCACUGGGCUAGUCUUGCUGAGGGUGAAGUGGCAGGUGUGGCGGCACUUGAGGGGGAAGAACACCAUCCCCAAGAUCUUUCAGGAGACAGUCCGCAAGCAUCCGGAGAAGACGGCGCUGAUCUUCCAAGGAACGGGUGAGAGCUGGACCUUCCGCCAGCUGGAUGAGUACUCCAGCCAGGUGGCCAACUACCUGUAUGAGCAGGGCUUCCGCUCCGGCGACGUUGUGGCCUUGUUCAUGGAGUCCUGCAACCAGUACGUGGGCCUCUGGCUGGGGAUGGCCAAGAUUGGGGUGGAGGCGGCGCUCGUGAACUCCCACCUGCGUAUGGAGGCCCUGCUGCACUGCAUCAACAUCUCCAACUCCAAGGCUGUGGUGUUCGGGGCUGAGAUGAUGGAAGCCAUGCAGGAGGUACAGCCCUCCCUGGGGAAAUCUGUUCGUCUCUUCUGCUCCGGAGACUGGAAUCCAGAAUCCGCACCCCCAGGCACAGAACACCUGGACCCUCUCCUGGAGAUGGCUCCUCGGCACCUGCCAAGCCCCCCAAAGAAGGGUUUCCUAGAUAAACUCUUCUACAUCUACACCUCUGGCACGACGGGGAUGCCCAAGGCAGCCAUCGUGGUCAAUUGCAGGUACUACCGCAUGGCAUCCCUGGUGUAUUACGGAUUCUGCAUGAGGCCAGAUGAUGUGAUGUACGACUGCCUCCCUCUCUACCAUGCGGCAGGUAACAUUGUCGGGAUUGGCCAGUGCCUCCUCCAGGGGAUGACUGUGGUGAUCCGCAAGAAGUUCUCAGCCUCUCAUUUCUGGGACGAAUGCGUGAAAUACAACUGUACGAUUGUCCAGUACAUCGGGGAGAUCUGCCGCUACCUCCUGAACCAGCCGUCCCAGGAGGUGGAGCGGCAGCACCGCGUGCGCAUGGCGCUUGGGAAUGGGCUGCGGAUGUCCAUCUGGAAGGAAUUCAUCUCCCGCUUUGGGAUCCCCCAAGUCGCCGAGUUCUACGGUGCCACUGAGUGCAACUGCAGCCUGGGCAACUUCGACAAUAACGUUGGUUCCUGUGGCUUCAACAGCAGGAUCCUGCCUGGGAUUUACCCCGUCACCUUGGUGAGGGUGAACGAAGACACCAUGGAGCUGAUCCGUGGGCCGGAUGGACUCUGCAUCCCUUGUAAACCAGGGGAGCCGGGACAGCUGGUAGGACGCAUCAUCCAGAGCAAUCCUCUGCUGCACUUCGACGGGUACCUAAACCAGUCGGCCACCAGCAAGAAGAUCGCCCAUGACGUGUUCGCCAAGGGGGACUCGACGUAUCUUACUGGAGACGUGCUGGUGAUGGACGAAUACGGCUACAUGUACUUCCGGGACCGCACUGGGGAUACCUUCCGUUGGAAGGGCGAGAACGUCUCCACGACGGAGGUGGAGGGGACUCUGAGCCGCAUCCUCCACAUGACAGACGUCGUCGUCUACGGGGUGGAGGUGCCAGGCAUCGAGGGGAAGGCAGGGAUGGCAGCCAUUGCUGACCCCAAGAAUUCCUGCAACCUGGAGAGCUUUGCCAAUGAGCUGAAGAAGGCCCUGCCGUUGUACGCACGGCCCGUCUUCUUGCGAGUGCUGCCAGAAGUCCACAAGACAAGCACCUACAAGUUCCAGAAGAUGGAGCUGCGCAGGGACGGAUUUGACCCUGCUGUGGUGAAGGACAGGCUGUACUUCCUGGACUCCAGGCAAGGCUGCUACCUCCCACUGGACAUGGAGGCCUUCAGGAGGAUCCAGUCAGGACAACAGAAGCUGUAAUGGGCGAGGCUCUGCAAGUCGCCUCUUGGAUCCCUUUGCUGUGUCAGGAUGGGGCGGUCCUGGGGAAGGAAAGGGUUAAAGGAUGAUGUGAAGGGCACACGUGGGCUUUAUUUAACAAGUUUUACAGACACAGAUGAGCGUGUUGGGUGGGGUGGGUUACGUACCAAAGUAUAGAAUCAUUAUGGCUUUAUUUUCUACUUCAUACAAGGGUGGCCCCCUGGGCUGUGAGCAUGGGAUCUUCUAUUCAUCUAUGGCCAGGGACAUGGAACUUUUGCCAGGCCAAGAUGGCAAAGAUCAGGGGCAUGGGACCUUCACCAUGCCAAGAUGGCAGAGAUGGGGAGCGCCCACCUUCCACAGGCCUCCAUUUCCCUGCCUUUGUUUGUUUCUCUCCUUUUGCUGUCCUGCUCACACUGCAGAGUCCAAAAAGGGCUGAUGGCAGUAGUGCCUCUCACAGACCCCCUCAAGGGCGAUGGGGUGCUGGCCCUCCCACAAAGCAGCUAAGCUGAGGUGAGCUUUGCACUCUGCACUGAACCAACCAGCUGGCUGGGGGCCAUCAUGCAAGGCAAAAAACAUUGCCCUCUUUGUGGUUCACUGUUGAAGCAUUGCAACUUUGUUGGGGUGGGGGAGAGCAUACGGGGGUGGGGGCAUGUUGUGGGGCUCAGAGGAGGGAAGGGCAAGUGUCUCUACCAUGCUUCAUUCUUUCCAGGGGAUGAUUUUUCUAUUUUCAUGAUCAUACUUUUUUUGGUCUUAAUUUAUUGUAUUUUUUUUAACCUGCCCCAGGUUUGUGCACUGGGUGGUGGGGGCAUCCUGUUGCAAGAAUAUCCUUCUUUCUCUUUUUUUUUCUCACAUGAGGACAUCCCCCUUCAUCUGGACCUGAUCCUUCUCUUCCAGAGGUUCGGGCACAAAGUCCACAGGCAAUCUGUUCCCAGACCUACCUGUCCAGGAGCAGGAGGGGACUGGAGCUGUGACCUUGUGGAAUUGCGCCGCCUUGGGGCUACUUUCAGUUGGAGUUUAUGCCCUGGGUGAGGGGUACGACGCUGCUGAUCUGGUGUCAUGGCACUUGCCACCCUGGCUGUGUGUCAUGCGCAUCACCGUUGUAAAGACCAAGCCAUUAAUCGCAUGGCUUUUAUUUUCUUGCUGAGGGGUUGAGCACCUGCAAACCUUGUUGGGGGCCAGUGCUCGCCAUCUCAGAAAAUCCAUUUGUUCACGUUCAGAGUGUAGCAUCUUUAGCCGCAUCUGAUUCUGUGUGAUCCCAUGGGGAGCUGGAUGAGAGAGCAGGAAAGAUCUAUUCAGGGAAAAGCACGUUGUGUUUACACUGUAGCGGGAUGAGUCCUGAGAACAGUGUCUCUGUAUGUCCAUCUGUCUGUCCAUCUGUCUGUCAGCACGGUAGGGUAGGCAUCUGCUUUGUUUGGUCUGCUUGUGGAGGCCCAACACCCUGCCCCCUGAAUCUGUUCUACCCUCAUGGUUAAAUGUGAGCAUGAGUGAUUUGGAUUUUCCCAGAUGCUGCUCUCUUGUUUGGUUGUCCGUGCUGUAGCGGGGGGUCUGGGUUGGAAACUGGCACCCGGAAGCUAUUUCAUGUGACAGGAGGAGAAUUUUCACAUCCCUCCCAUUGUCAGAAAUGUCCUUGGGAAGAGGGAGACGAUUCUUACUUGGGGCUGGAUGCGAAGAGACCAGCUGCCAAACGGGCAUGUUUGCAUUCAUGACAUGCAGGCUUGAGUGAAGGAACCUGAGUCUCGCUCGCAUACUCCUGUGGCUGGCUCCCUAGUCAUCCAGUGUGUUCCCUGGCCAAGCUAGAAUUUGGGAUCCACUGCUCCAAAACCUCAGGUGUCUGAUGUGAGCUAAAGGAGAUUCUCCAUCAGUGGUAGUUGUAUUAUUAGGGCCUAUAGCUGUGGCCUCCAGCCAGCAGAUGAGGGGCAGUGGCAAUACCCCGCUGUAGUGUGAGGAGGGAUGGGUUUGCAGACAGUGCAGGCACCACAAGGAGGCCUAGUGGGGGUGACUCUGCUGCAGGAGAAGACGGGUGUUCGACAACGUUCUGUGGUAGAAUCCUAGGGUCUGUCUGUCUUCACUGUAUAGCUAACCUGGGUGAUUAGCACCUAGGUCUGGGCACUCAGAUUAGCCUAGCUUGGGUGUGACAACAAAGCCCUGUGCCCAUUAGUGUGUAUGUUUCUGUGUUCCCCUGUGUGUGUGUGUGUGUGUUUGUGGGCCUAGCCCAUGGUUCUUUGUUCUGAGAUGCCCUAGGAUGUUUUUUUUCCCCUCAGUCAAUUGUGGGAGAACGUCUGUCCUGCAGGGGGCACUGUGGGAAGGCUGUGGAGGGCUACCAGCACUGGAGUUGUUUUUGGUCUCUCUCCUUACUGCAGAGUCAGUGGGUUCCAGCUUGAGUUAAAGCAGAGCCUUGGUUCUCACCUCCCUGUCCUCCACUCCCCUCCACUUCCCCACCCCCCCACCCCCAGCUAGCCUGGGCUUAAAGCACCUGCAACAACAGGUUAGAGGGCUUUGUGUGUGCAUGGUAAGAGGGCUUGGGCUAGAGCCUAAAUUAACUGUGUGGACAAAGUCGUUUGUAACUUUCACAUUAGUAAGUCCAGGAAAACGCCUGGGGGUGCCUAAGACUAGCUAAUGUGGGGGAAAAAUCCUUUUUUCCUAGUGCAAUCAGGGCCCUUGAGUCAGCCCUCAGCAUUUGCAGUGCAUUGUUUUAAGGACAACAGCGGGUCGCUAACCAGUUCUGCAGUGCUCUCCAGGCUGGUGUAGCUGUAGUCCUAGCCAAUGCAAUGUGAGGGCUCUCCAGACCAAAUGACUCUGAUCUACAAACGGGAUCAGCCGCAGAGCAUGGGUGGGUGAGCGAUCCCAGUCUGGUGGCUUCAUUCUGUUUCACUAUAAUCCAAAGACCCCUCUCUUAGUGCGAGAGCUUUUGUUAAAAUUAUUCUGUAAUUCAGGCCAUCACCCUGAGAGUAAAUGGUGCCUGAGAUCAGUGGGGAAAAGGAGUGGUGGGAGACAGGCUCACAAUCUGCACCCCCUCCCUAGUGCCAGGACUAUCCCCAUGUUUAUCCCUUUGCCUGGGGGAGAAGAGCAAAGGCCGGGUGGGGGGAGACUACCAUCAAGCUCCAUCCCCAGCAGUGCAGUGUAACCAAAGGGAGCCCUGCUGGCUCAGAAUAUCAUGAAUAUCCCUUGGAUGUCAUGCUGAGGAGGGCAAUGUAAGUGGAGGGAUAGAAGCUGUUGCUUUGCAGAGCUUUAAAAAUGGGCCACAUCCUCUGUGGCACCAGGCCCCGUCUGGCUGGGGAGGAGCUGACUGUGAAGAUGAAUGAAACAGCUGGUGGCAAGGGGCUUGGCAGCCGCCUGCCCAGGCUCCCUCCGCAUGCGAUGCCCGUACCCAUCAAUGGGACUCUGACUUCAGCAUAGCUUUGGGCAGGGCCGCAGCCAGAAGACCAGCCUUCAGAGCACACUGUUGCCUAAUAAGGGAGUACCCCAUGUGACCAGUUAUUAUAUGGGGGCAGGCUGGAGGGUUGAACACACCCUGCUGGGAAGGAAACUCAUGGUAGGUUGCCAUUCAGAGCAGAAGCCUUGCUGAGCCCCUCACCAUUUCUUUCAGGGGAGCAGUUCCCCACAUACGCUGCCAGGUGUUUUUGUGUCCUCAGCACUGGGCUCCCUUUCUCCUCCGCUCUGCAACCCCCCCCUUCCCCUGUCUCACCACACCGGAAUGUUUCUCUGUAAGCGCAUCUGGUUCCUCCCUCUCGCAUGUCCCAACGAGUCCGUCCAGCAGCCAAACGUUUGUUUUCCCUGCACUGAUGAGAUGUUGAAAUACUGACACUCAGGAAGGAGCUGGGGAAGGGCGGUGUGGGACAGUGGUGGGAGGUGGCAACCUACAGGACCAUCUCUACCAUCAGCCUGGAGGAGGAGUGGGACGGGACUUCACUUUCCUCUGACCCUUGUCACACGACCCUCAUCUGUUUCCACAUGUCACACCUAAGCAGAGUUCGUAAAUCCUGAUGUGAAAUAAAAUUGUGGGAUCAUUAUG